GUGUUGCAAUUCAUCUUUUGGCCUCUAGAUGACCAACAAGACAAGCUUUGGUGCAGUGCAGAACGACCAGGAGCAGGAAGUGCAGAUAGCUUUAAGCUAACGCUAGCUAUCAUAACAUUAUUAACCCCAAUUUGGGGUUUUAAUCAGUCAUUGAUUUGCUAGCUUGAUCAAGGCUGGUUUCACUGGCCAAACAUGCAGAAAUAUGAAAAGCUGGAAAAAAUCGGAGAGGGUACGUAUGGGACAGUUUUCAAGGCUAAAAACAGAGAAACCCACGAAAUUGUGGCUUUGAAAAGGGUCAGGUUGGACGACGACGACGAGGGGGUGCCAAGUUCUGCUCUGAGAGAAAUCUGCCUUCUGAAGGAACUAAAGCAUAAAAACAUUGUCAGACUACAUGAUGUAUUGCACAGUGACAAGAAGUUAACCUUGGUUUUUGAAUAUUGUGAUCAGGAUUUGAAGAAGUAUUUUGACAGCUGCAAUGGGGAUCUAGAUCCUGAAACUGUGAAGUCAUUCAUGUACCAGCUGCUGAAAGGCCUUGCUUUCUGUCACAGUCGAAACGUUCUUCAUAGAGAUCUGAAGCCACAGAAUCUCCUCAUAAACCGAAAUGGGGAGUUGAAGCUGGCUGACUUUGGGUUGGCUCGAGCCUUUGGUAUUCCCGUGAGGUGUUACUCAGCAGAGGUGGUGACAUUGUGGUACCGGCCUCCAGAUGUGCUAUUUGGUGCUAAACUUUAUUCUACCUCAAUCGACAUGUGGUCUGCUGGAUGCAUAUUUGCAGAGCUGGCUAAUGCUGGAAGGCCUUUAUUCCCCGGGAACGAUGUGGACGACCAGUUGAAAAGAAUCUUCAGAUUGUUGGGAACGCCAACUGAAGAACAGUGGCAGACAAUGACGAAACUUCCCGAUUACAAGCCAUAUCCCAUGUAUCCAGCCACCACCUCACUGGUGAAUGUGGUCCCCAAACUAAGUAGCACAGGACGGGAUCUACUCCAGAACCUGUUGAAAUGUAAUCCUGUCCAGAGGAUCUCUGCAGAAGAGGCCUUGCAGCACCCUUACUUUGCCGAUUUCUGCCCACCCUAAACGCUAAAUUGCCCCUCGCUGACGCACAGCCGCCAGAAUCAAUCGUAUGUCACCCUGUUGGGUCAUUAGGACCAGUCCCAACAAGGCAAAUCUGUCACCGGUUAUCAAACACUCCCCUGCUUUAAUUCUGCUGUGCCUCUGUGUGGAACAAAGUCCUAGUAGCUCUGCAAGGUUUUAGGUUCUUUUAAGUUGCAAGCCUGUUUAAUUUGGUACAUAUUUGCCUCCCAGUUAAUUAGCACUAACGUGGGAGGGUGCAUUAUGUGUUGCAUUGAAUAUAUUUUAAACCUGUGGAAAUGGUUGUUAACGAGAAGCCCCUCUGCUCCAAAAGUUUGAAAUUAACAUGUGCUGUUUAUUUUUGACUUUUAAAUAGCUGAUUAUGAAUGAAAAAAGGCCCUUUUGAAUCUGUGGUGAUCUCAUUUGGUGAAUUCAGUAGGAAUACCUAAAAUUCAAAGUGCUAGCGCACACUGCAUCAGUUACGCAAAUAGCCUUUCACAUUAUGGUUUCUGUUCCUAUUGUAAUGUGUUUUGCAAAGCAGUUUUGCCAAUUUGCUUCCAUUAAUAAAAGUCUUAACUUUGGUGCAGACUGUAGCCCGACCGAUACAGGAGUUUUGAUGCUAAUACCAAUGUUGAUAAUUGAGAGUUUAGAAACUGUGAUAAUGAUAUAUGGGCCGAUGAUAUAUUUUUUUUCCAUAAACAGAAAGCAAAAACAAACAUUUUUGAUGAGGAUCACUUCAAUUUGAUUAUUAAAGAAUUGUGAUUGAGAUGUGUGGACAGACUAUGUUCAUAGUGACACUAUUUCUAAAUGAUCUCAAACAUAUCUUUAUUUCUGUACUGCAGGUGGUUGUUAUUUAUUAGCCGCAAUAUAUGCCGGUACUGAUACAUCUGUGAUAAGUUAAUAUAUGCCAACAUAUUGACUCUAGUGGAGACCACAGAUUCCUGGGGCAGCUAAUGCUACAAAGUUGCCAUUUCAAAGCUAAAUUAAAUUGAUUGAUUUGUCAGUUUUAGAAUCACAAGCGAGUGAUUUAUUUAAACAUUGUAAAGGCUUGAGUCAUUGUUUCUUUCUUUUUUUGUAGGAUUGUAUGUUAUUUUUUUACACUUUAUUUUAAAAGUCUAUAAUUUCCAAAUAAUGUCCUAGGAAUAUAGAUCUACUGUAUGUAAUUUGGUACUAAUUAUUGGUACUAAUUUCUUUCUUUCUUUGAAAGAACUGCUCUUGAGUAAAUAUUCAUACAUUAUUCACUUAUUAAUGUAAACUUCAUUCUCCAUAUAUAUCAAAUUGUCUAAUUUUGUCUGUACACAAAUUUGAAAAUUUAACAUGUUCACCUGAGUAAAAGACUCAAGGUGACACUAGCUAUUAAUUAGAAAUGAUUAGUCUGAAAUGUACCAAUUGAACACUGUCUCUAUUUUCACUGUCAUUAGUACCAAAUUACAUACUUCUUUCCUAGAAACAAUUACAGACCCGUAAAAUACACUUAUUUGUUUUUGUUUACAUUUAGACCAGAACAAACUACAGACUUGGUAUAUCAGAUUUAUCACAAACCAACAGUAUGACUCUUUGUCCCACUUAACUAUUACAAGAUUGUAUAAUAGCAUGGGAAGCUAAUUUAUAAUUUUCUUUUUCUCAGGCUUUUUAUUUCCCCUUUUCUUUUGUGCACUUUGUAACAGACAGUUUUAUUAUAUAUAUAUAUAUAUAUAUAUAGUGUGUGUGUGUUAAUGACUAGUGGACCAUUAGUGACACAUAACGUUUCUUUGACAUCUUUAUUGUACUAAUGUCUUUAGCUUUUCUGAAAUGCUUUUGUAAUAGUUAAAUUAGAGAUGAAAACAAAUCCAGAUAAUCCACUGAUAAUCAGUAUUUUCAUAUGACUGUUUUGCACCAUUAGCUGUUUCAAUUUUGGUUACUUAUUUUAUUAACAUGGUCAACAGCUUACAGUGUUAUUUUACUCCAGAUUGUUACAGUGCUACUUAUCCCAUAAAAGCCUACAUAAUGAGUUGUGUUUGAAGUAGCUGUGUUAGUAGGGAAGGGAUUUAUUUUCAUUUUGCUGAUGUGAGACGAGAUAAUGGAUGCAUGUAUUUAUUAAUGAUGGAAUGUCUGCUCAUGUUUUUGCAUUUGGUUAAAUGUAGAACAUCUUAAUUUGGUACAGAAACUCUCCUUUUAGAAUCAUUUAGUGAUACUUAGAUCUAUUGCAUUUAGCAGGCUCUUUUUAGGAUUUAAAAUGUUUGAAGGUUGUGUGUGUGUGUGUGGAUUAAGUUAUAAUGAGAAAACAAAAGCAUUUGCUCUCAGUAUUCACUAUCCUGUGAUGGCAGGACAUUUCAGACAAACUGCUGUAGAGUUUCUUUAUGCAUCUUAAAAUGUAAUUUUGAAUAAGAGUGGAUUUUGCACUUUGCUAGUAUCUUUGCUUUUGUUUGUUGAACUUGGGACAGAUGUUGUCAGUGAUUCUUUUUGUGUAUAUUUCAGCCAAUAUGACUCAGUAUUCAGUAAAGUGGACAUAGACACA
Siniperca chuatsi (mandarin fish) is the source of this 3562-nucleotide messenger RNA. RefSeq names its product cyclin-dependent kinase 5 (gene cdk5). Gene Ontology annotation, cellular component: nucleus; cytoplasm. The transcript has 12 exons. The coding region runs from base 193 to 1071 and encodes 292 amino acids. Gene Ontology annotation, molecular function: ATP binding; cyclin-dependent protein serine/threonine kinase activity. Gene Ontology annotation, biological process: synaptic vesicle transport; axonogenesis; protein phosphorylation. Lineage: Eukaryota; Metazoa; Chordata; Actinopteri; Centrarchiformes; Sinipercidae. The record is from RefSeq and is a predicted model, not a curated record.